UUAUGUCACACACUUAUAAUCUCGGAGUAACAACGUGGUGAUCGCGCAAUGAACAACUAAUUUAUCUUACGUAUUUAUAUUAUUUUUUUUUUUAUAAAUAAAAUAUUUAAGUGGUCUUACACUUUAUAUUUAUCAUUAAAAUAACACAAUAAUGACUAAGUUUAAUAUUAUUAAUUAAUUAUAAAUAAAUUAAUUACUUAAUUUAUUUAUUUAUUUAUUUAUUUGCUGAUAAAUUAAUCAGUUGGCUUGUGAAUGUGGUAAAAUUAUUUUUUAUAUUUUUUAUAAAUAUUUGAGUGGAUUAACUGGAGACUGGAGGAAGAUUCAGAAGAGUGUUUGUGUUUGUGUUGAAAAAAGAUGGCAGCCGCAUUGACCGUAGAACAGGAACAAGCUACAAAAGAAUUUAUAGAAGCGGUAAACAAAUGUCGCGCUGGUAGAAGAGCAAGUCCGGUAUCCUGGAGUACGGCUGUUAAAUUUUUGACAGCACGUAAAUUUGAAGUAUCACGUGCAUUGGCAUUGUACGAACAGCACGAGGCUACAAGACGUCGUGAAGGUCUGGCAACACUUCAUCCAACUCAAGAGCCACUUCUUUCAGAAUUACGUACGGGUAAAUUUACCGUACUGCCAUCAAGAGACGGUACAGGUGCAGCAAUAGCUAUUUUUACAGCACACUUGCAUCUACCACAGUGUACAACGCAUCAAACAACUCUACAGGGUGUAGUUUAUCAACUAGACGCUGCGUUGGAGAGCGCAGAAACACAAAAACACGGAUUAGUAUUCAUUUAUGAUAUGUCCGACAGCAAAUAUCAGAAUUUUGAUUACGAUUUGUCACAAAAAAUUCUCACACUACUAAAGGGAGGGUAUCCAGCAAAGUUGAAAAAAGUACUGAUUGUAACAGCACCGCUCUGGUUCAAAGCUCCGUUUAAAAUUUUACGUUUAUUUGUAAGAGAAAAAUUACGAGACCGCGUAUUUACGGUAUCAAUUCCACAAUUGACACUUCAUAUUCCACGAGAUUCGUUACCACAACGUUUGGGCGGUACUUUGGAGAUACAGCAUGAAGCCUGGCUGUUACAUUGUCUCAAGUCCAUGACGAAUCGUAGUGGUGGUGAAUUGUGUGAGGUUACCCCUAGAGUGGGUAGUCCUCUAUCACCAACAUCAAAGUCACCAAAUCACAGCCCAACAAAUGAAACAACAAACAAUGUUGUAAGUAGCAGUAACUCAACGAGUCCAAUAAGCGAAAAGCACAAGAUUAAAAAUGGAAGUGUGACAAUUGGUGACAUUGAAAUAACAAACGGCGAUUGCUGGCUAGCAAGUGAUGAAGCACCGUCACCAGUACAGCCGCCCUCGUCUGCAAGCUCUGGGUUCAGCGACGACGACAGUCUUCAUGGAGACCUGGGUUUGCAAGCUGUCACAAUGGAGCAGCUUGUUGAGGCCAUUCACUCACGUGGACGUGCCGGUUUGGUAGCUGAGUACGCGGAAAUAAAACAAAGGCCACCCGAUGGUUCGUUUAAUAAUGCCAAAUUGCGUCAAAACCAACCGAAAAAUCGAUACACCGAUGUGCUGUGUUACGAUCACUCGAGAGUUUGUCUGUCUCAAGUUGACAAUGAUCCUUCCUCUGACUAUAUCAAUGCUAAUUUUGUCGAUGGUUAUAAACAAAAGAACGCUUUUAUCAGCACACAAGGACCAUUGCCCAAGACUUGUGGGGACUUUUGGCGGAUGGUUUGGGAACAACAGACUCUAGUUGUUGUCAUGACUACCAGAGUUAUUGAGCGAGGCCGUACUAAAUGCGCGCAGUACUGGGGUCCUGAACCUGGUGAUGAAGUAUCUGCUGGUGGGUUCACUGUAACGACACUUGAAGUCGACACGAAUCCAGAUUACACGAUAUCUAUGCUGCUUUUGACCAACAACAAGACUGAAGAAACCCGUGAAGUCUGUCAUAUGUUGUACACAGCUUGGCCAGACUACGGAGUACCACAAUCAGCAAGAGCUCUAUUGCAAUUUCUUUCAUUGGUAAGACAGCAGCAAACAAAAUUACUUGCUAGCAGAGGAGAUACUUGGGCUGGUCAUCCUCGUGGCCCACCAAUUGUUGUACAUUGUAGUGCUGGAAUCGGUCGUACUGGAACAUUUUGCACACUGGAUAUUUGUAUAUCUCGUCUGGAAGAUACAGGAACUGUUGACAUACGUGGUACAGUUGAAAAAAUUCGUGCCCAGCGAGCUUACAGUAUUCAAAUGCCUGAUCAGUAUGUAUUUUGUCACCGCGCCCUUGCAGAAUAUGCACUUUCCCGAGGGAUGUUGGAGAUUCACCAUCUUGCCAUGUUACCACCUACUAUUGAGGAAGACUCUGACUAGGUUACCAGAUUAGUAUUUUAGAUAAUCAUCUCGAUUGUAUUCCAACUGUUCUCUCCCAUCUUACUGACUCUUUUCAACAUCAGCCUGAUCCUGUCAUUAUUUAAUUAUUUUAAAAAAUAUCGGCUCUCUAUUUUAAAAACCGGUGAUUUGAAAAUGUAUUCUACUUAUUUCUAGUCUCGUAAACUUUUUUAUUUUUCAUUCAAAAUAAAUUCGCGUAGACAACAUCAGCAACAACAAUAAAUUCCAUCAGGAUUAUUUUAAAAUUUUUUAAAAUUAUUAAUUGGUUAAAAAUUAUCCGACUCGACACGUGUUAUUAAUUAAUCGUAAUUAAAUAAUAAUAACAAACUAAUUAGACUGAUGAAAAAAAUUAAAAUUAAUUAUUAACAACCAAUGGAACAAUUUUAAUUAUAAAUAGCAUUGAAGACGUAUAUCCAAUCAGUGGCUUAAUUCUCCACAAUAUAGAAAAUUUUAAUAUCUUUUACGAUUAAAUUUUUUCUAAUCGUCUAAUAAUCACGUUAAUUAUACGUGCAUACGUUCUUCCUUAUACUCUAAAUAUUUAUAAUAAUAAAUUAAUAAACAAUCAACCGGACGAUAUAUAAGUAGAUUUCUAAAAAAAUAAGAAAAAAAAAAAUAUUAUAAAUAAAUAAAUUAUAUAAACUCGCUGUCAUUAGAUUUUGCAUCAGAAAAAAAAAAUCCUGUGAUCUUUAAUCGUUACACAAAGAAAUUGUGAACAAAAACUAUUAAUCGAAAAAUGAAUGAAUAAAUAAAUAAUAAAUAAAUAUCAAAAAAAAA
This is a messenger RNA of Microplitis mediator, 3138 nucleotides long. It is a transcript of the gene Ptpmeg2, whose product is annotated as tyrosine-protein phosphatase non-receptor type 9. The transcript has 9 exons. Gene Ontology annotation, molecular function: protein tyrosine phosphatase activity. Lineage: Eukaryota; Metazoa; Arthropoda; Insecta; Hymenoptera; Braconidae. The coding region runs from base 355 to 2346 and encodes 663 amino acids. The record is from RefSeq and is a predicted model, not a curated record. Gene Ontology annotation, biological process: protein dephosphorylation.